Cylindrotheca closterium is the source of this 534-nucleotide messenger RNA. Lineage: Eukaryota; Bacillariophyta; Bacillariophyceae; Bacillariales; Bacillariaceae. The record is from the annotation of a GenBank genome assembly.
AUGUCUCACCGUUGGGAAGAAGCUAUGAACGGUCCUCUAGCCGAUGGUUACAUGGAAGCAGCAAUCAAGGAGAUCAAGACCCUACAGCAAAUGGAGGUCUGGGAAGUGACAGUCCGCCUCCUCCUAAUUCUAUUCCUUGUACUGGGACUCAAAACUAAGCAAGUUGAUUACACCGCUUCCUUCACUCAUGCACCCAUAGGAGACAAGGAAGUCUUCCGUGAAAUGCCCAGAGGCUUUGCCAAAAAAGGAAAGGUAUUGAAACUCAAGAAAAGCCUCUAUGGGCUCAAGCAAUUGCCCGUUAAUUUCUUCAAUUUCAUCAAAGGGAAGCUGGAAAAUGCAGGAUUCAAAUCUCACAAAGAAGUUGAUCCAUGUCUCUUUAUUUCAGAUAAAGUUAUCUGCCUUGUUUACAUCGACGACACAUUGUUCUUCAGUCCUAAAGAAGAGUACAUAAACAAAGCAAUGGAGAGUUUGAAAAGUCAACGUGUUGCAGUGGAAAUCGAAGAUUCUGUUGCUGGAUUUCUUGGAGUCCAAUAA